CAAAACAUUGACAACCGCCAAAUUUGAGGUUAUCGUUCAAACAAAAAACAUUGUUUACAUAUUCCAAUUAAAUUAAAUUACCUCCCCAUUUACUGUUACGUUUCUUUUAUUAUCCUAAAACGAUGCAUCCGAUAUACAACGUAAAGUUCAUGGUGUCCCUGUUUUUCCUUAUAGCGGUAAUACUGUCCGUGAUAUUGUUCUUGGACACGUCCGAGCCGAAAACGACGGAAUCUUUGCCGCAAAACCAAGUAAAGCAACGACAACAUGUUAUACGAGCCAAACCUAAACCCGUUGCCCCUAAAAUACGCGAAAGAAUUGUGCAUGUUGACCUAAAAGGGGCCCCACUGAAGACCGAAUACUUUGCCCAGUUUUUCCCUUUAAUAAAGCGACUGGGGGCCACCGGGGUGCUUCUCGAAUAUGACGAUACGUUCCCUUAUAAAGGUGCUUUGUUGAAAAACGUGCCCGCUUUAAAUAGUUAUAAAAGAAAAGACAUAAAAGCCAUUAAUAACAUGGCCGAGCAGAACCAGUUAACAGUAAUCCCAUUUGUGCAAACAUUAGGAAAUUUGGAGUUUUUAUUGAAACUUCACGAAUUUAUUGAGUACAGGGAAGUGCCGGAUUUUCCCUCAACGAUUUGCCCUUCUUAUAAAAAUACCACUGUAGUACUACAGGAUAUGAUUGAACAAAUUUUGACCCUACACCCAAAUAGUACUAGGAUUCAUAUAGGUUGCAAUGAAGUUUCCUUUUUGGGUCACUGUGAACUCUGCACAAACCGAAUGCGUGCCCAAGAAAUAUCAAAAAGUGAACUAUUUCAACAGCACAUUGACACAGUCGUGGGGAUAAUUCAAAGGAAACGUCCCUCCAUGGAAGUUUUAUUAUGGGAUGAUCAUUUUCGUUUGAUGGAUGCAGAAGAGUUAAUGGUCAAAAAGUCUUUUAAGCCAGUUGUGUGGUGGUAUGGUAGGGAUGUCUACGAUGAGCUUGGUCCUGGUUUAUGGAAAGUUUACUCUGAGAUGUUUGGGAACGUUUGGAUUGCCAGUUCAUUUAAGGGAUCCACAGGUAGUAACAAGUACAUAACCGACUUAAACCAUCACCUACAGAACCACAAAAGUUGGCUCAGCAUAAUCAAGGAGUACCAGAAUAAAAUUAACUUCGAGGGGAUCAUUUUAACUGGUUGGCAACGGUACGAUCAUUUCUCCGUUUUAUGCGAACUGUUGCCAGUCGGUAUACCAGCCCUAGCGAUGUCCCUAAGGUUAUUACAAGGUUAUAAAGACCCCGGUUUGGGGCCACCGUUGGAGGUGGCGCACAUUUUGGAGUGCCAACAACCGUACGGACUGAUCGGAAGCGCCUUCGGAAGCCCCAAAUGUAAAUUCCCUGGGGGGCAAGUGUUGGAAAAUAUGGUAAAUUUUCAUGAGUUGCGGCAAGAGUUUAAUGACAUUUUAGAAGAUUCGACAGUGAAAGGGUGGUUAAGUGACUACAACAGGAAAUAUGCUUUUUCUAAUCCACAGCAAGUGAAACGUUUGUCCGGGCCUUUGGAGAAGAUCAAACUUGAAGUGGACGAUUUAAAAACUAAACUAUCCGAGUCACUCUUGGAGGUUUAUGAUCAUUAUACUGUUGAGGAGUGGUUGGACACUUAUGUGGCACCAUUAGCAAACCAGAUUGAUUCUUUGUGGGACACAAACGUGAAAAUAUUGCAGAGAAAGUCUUGGCCCAGGAGACCGUUAAAUUAUAAAAACAAUUUGUGAAUAAUUGAGUUUUGUUAUUUCUCAAUAAAGUGUUGAUCAAUUAUA
This is a messenger RNA of Anthonomus grandis grandis, 1784 nucleotides long. Its product is annotated as hexosaminidase D-like. The transcript has 7 exons. Bases 123 to 1739 code for a protein of 538 amino acids. Gene Ontology annotation, molecular function: hexosaminidase activity. The record is from RefSeq and is a predicted model, not a curated record. Gene Ontology annotation, biological process: carbohydrate metabolic process. Lineage: Eukaryota; Metazoa; Arthropoda; Insecta; Coleoptera; Curculionidae.